This is a messenger RNA of Octopus sinensis (East Asian common octopus), 760 nucleotides long. Its product is annotated as brorin. The transcript is spliced from 5 exons. The record is from RefSeq and is a predicted model, not a curated record. The coding region runs from base 205 to 645 and encodes 146 amino acids. Gene Ontology annotation, biological process: negative regulation of BMP signaling pathway. Gene Ontology annotation, cellular component: AMPA glutamate receptor complex. Lineage: Eukaryota; Metazoa; Mollusca; Cephalopoda; Octopoda; Octopodidae.
AUAACAAUGGAUUGUUAUACUAAGAUGUUAAUCCUGUUCAUAAGACAUUAAUCCUACUGGUAUUACAUCAUUAACAAUAGAUUAUUUUCCGUGAUGUUAAUCCUGCUGAUAAGCCAUUAAUCUUAUUGAUGUUACAUUUUGCUAUAAAAGACCUGAAAACUACCAAAACUUCACCAUUCUAACCAACCACAACAAAACUACAACAUGCUGGCAUAUCUCUCCGCAUUCUGCUUCUUUGUUGCUGCCAUCUCAACAGGUGACGGUCUCAGCAUUGAUUCAUGUUUCUAUCAUGGAAAACCGUAUCCUCUUGGAGAACACUUCAUGGAUGGCUGUAAAUCUUGUGAAUGCACUGGAAAAGGCCAUGUAAUAUGUAUUGGAGUUGCUGACUGCCCAGAACCAAAUGUGUGUCAUCACGAAGGUAAAACAUACAAGGUAGGAGAAACCUUUCCUUCGCCCACAGGACAGUGCACAUGCACUGAUGAACGUGGGAUCAUUUGUUCCCUCAAUGAAGCUCAUGAAAGAACCGUUCCUUAUUGCUAUUACAAAGGCAAAACUUACGGAUUGGGAAAAUUCAAAGACGGUAAUUGCAACAUCUGCCAAUGUAUGAAGAAUGGUAUUGUCGCCUGCACAAUUGGGGUUUGCUAGCAUUAAGAGAGAUGUUCAAUUCUGGAGAGACCUGGAAACUUCUAGAAGAAACCAAAGAGAAAUAUUGACAUGAUUUGGAAAUGGAUAAAUUCUCAGAAAUAAAAAUUUGAAAAUA